Funneliformis caledonium is the source of this 765-nucleotide messenger RNA. The record is from the annotation of a GenBank genome assembly. Lineage: Eukaryota; Fungi; Glomeromycota; Glomeromycetes; Glomerales; Glomeraceae.
AUGGAACUUGAUACCUUAAUUACUCGAUGUGAAAAAGAUUUAAUCACUUUUAUAUGGAAAGUUAAGCAAUAUAAUGCAAACAAAAUUAAUGUUGUUUUGCUAAAGAACAGAACACACAUGUGUUCUUGUUAUGCUCAAUACCCUGAAGCAUUUUUUUAUAUUAAACUUAUUCCUAUUCGUUGGUCCAAAGAAAAAUAUUUGCAAAUUGAACAAAAUUUAAUUGCAGUGAAUGAGCCUUUUAUAUCACAAUCAAAUUGUAUUGUAGAAACUAAUCCUAUAGUCAAUAAUAUUAUAUUUCAAAUUCGUGAUGAUUUAGAUGAUAAUGAUCAAAAAGAAAAAGUGAAGGCAAGACGAGUUAAAGAUAUAUAUGGAAAAUUUUCUGGAAUCUUUAAGGAAGCACUUAAGAAAGCUAUCGAUGAUGAAGAUUUUAGCCUUUAUAAUACUAUCAAUCAGUGGAUUAUCGAUAAACAGCUUUCUCAACAAAUGAAUAACGAAGGACUAUUUCAAUUUCACUAUGAUAAUGAUGAUCAGAAUAGUAUUGAGAAUAUUCUUCCACCAGAAUUUAAAAAGCGUAAGGGUCCAACAGCAAACAAAAGGAUUAAAUCAUCUGUUGAGGGUAAUAAACGUAAGACUGCAGAAAGCAAAACAUUAAAACGAAAAGGCCCUGAUCAAUAUUUGCUGCACCUCGAUGAUGGAGAUGAAGAUUCUUUAGAGUUACGAAUGGUGUCUAGAUCAAAAGACACGUUCAUUACAACACUACUGUAG